Theobroma cacao (cacao) is the source of this 885-nucleotide messenger RNA. RefSeq lists its product as uncharacterized. Gene Ontology annotation, biological process: shoot system development; root development. The record is from RefSeq and is a predicted model, not a curated record. Lineage: Eukaryota; Viridiplantae; Streptophyta; Magnoliopsida; Malvales; Malvaceae.
AUGGCUUCUUCACCUUUGAACCAAAAAUCCAAUUUUCAUGCUCGUUCAAACAGCUUGCCUUCUAGACCUCAUCCACUUAUUCCUCAAAUAGAUGAGCAUCUAUGCAGGCUAAAGUCCAAUGAAGCCGCCUCUUCAUCAUCUCCAUCGAUCCAUGAAAAACAAAAUGGCCUUAGAGAUCUGUACGAGUUGGUUGAUAGUUUGCUUCAAUUGCCUCUCACACAAAAAUCCUUAGCCCAAAAAUGCAAUGAUAAACAGGUUAAUGAGUUGUUGAAUGGUUCUCUCAGGCUCUUGGAUGUGUGUGGUGUGGCCAAGGAUGCAUUAUUGCAGGCCAAAGAAGAUGCCCAAGAACUUCAAUCAAUCUUGAGAAGGAGACGAGGUGAUGAAGCUGGGUGCACAAAUGAAGCCAAGGAAUACUUGGCCUCAAGGAAGAAAGCAAAGAAGUUAAUAAACAAGUCCUUGAGGGAUUUGAAGAGUAAAUGUGGCUUUGCUCACUUGGAAAAUGAUGCUGAAGCUACAUUUAGCAUGUUGAAAGAGGUGGAAGGAGUUACCCUCUCAUUGUUUGAAUCUCUCCUGUCCUAUAUCAGUGGGACAAAAAUGCAACCCAAAUCUACCAACAGGUCUCUGGUGUCCAAGUUGAUGCACUCCAAACGCAUAACAUGCGAGGGAGAAGCAACAGAAAGUAACGAGUUCGAGAAGGUGGAUGCAGUUUUGUGCAGUCUCAUUGGUCACAAGACUAGAAAAUGUAACAGGAUGAGCACCGAGAAUGCACAAGUUGAGUUGCAGAAAUUGGAGUCAAGCAUUCAAGAUCUUGAAGAUGGAGUGGAGUGCCUGCUUAGGCUCCUGAUUAAAACUAGAGUUUCUGUUCUCAACAUCCUCAGCCAUUAA